AUGUCCCUUGAUUUACAGGAAGUUCUGGACUUUGCUAUUAGCUUAUCGAAACAGGCUGGCGAAGCGAUCGUGCAGGGAUCCGAGACGCGUUUCAAGAAUGCCACGGGCUUCGAUGAAAAGAAAAACACCGCCGAUCUUGUGACUGAGACGGACCAAAACACCGAGAAACUCGUCUGUGAGGCAAUCAAAGACAAGUACCCAGACCACAAAUUUAUCGGCGAGGAAACAUGGGCAGCCGGCGAGCAUCCGACACUGACAAAUGAACCAACAUGGAUUAUCGAUCCCAUCGAUGGUACGACCAACUUUGUCAAAGGCUUUCCAUUCGUUUGCAUCUCCAUCGGCUUUGUGUAUGAAGGUGAUCCGGUUAUCGGCGUCAUCUACGCACCAUUUCUGGGCUAUCUGUGUGCAGCCAAGAAAGGCCAUGGCGCAUUUAUGACGACGCCGUUGCACCCAGAGCGUCGUCCUCUCCCACUCGUGGCGCCACAGCCACUUCCCUCGUUCAAGCAAGCUUUGAUUGCUUUUGAGUGGGGCUCCGACAGGUCCGCUGAGGUGAUGGAGAAAAAGUCUCGUACGUACAAGCGCCUCGUCGGCGACAAGCAGAGUGGCGUCGAGGGUGGAGAGAUGGCCCUGGGCGUCCGCUCGAUGGGCUCGGCGGCCCUCAACUUUGUGCAUGUGGCUAUGGGUUGCCUUGACGCGUACUGGGAAAUCGGCUGCUGGGCCUGGGACGUUUGUGCCGGCAUAGUCAUUGCUCGCGAAGCUGGCUGUGCGGUGGUUGGAUCCAAAGCACAGGCGAACAACGCGCUUACCCAGAGCUCAUUUCCACCGGCCACAACGACGCCAGACGUUCUGACGGGCCGCAAGUACCUCGUGGUCCGUGCUAUUGGCGAUGGAAACCAAGAGUCUGGCGUCGAUGCACAGAAACGCAUUAUCCGGACGUACUAUGAUGCGGUGGAAGAAUGGGACCCAUAG
This is a messenger RNA of Malassezia globosa CBS 7966, 969 nucleotides long. RefSeq lists its product as uncharacterized. The transcript is spliced from 3 exons. The record is from RefSeq and is a predicted model, not a curated record. Bases 1 to 969 code for a protein of 322 amino acids. Gene Ontology annotation, biological process: signal transduction; inositol metabolic process. Gene Ontology annotation, molecular function: inositol monophosphate 1-phosphatase activity. NCBI's taxonomy places the organism in Eukaryota, Fungi, Basidiomycota, Malasseziomycetes, Malasseziales, Malasseziaceae.